Messenger RNA from Camellia sinensis, 720 nucleotides. Lineage: Eukaryota; Viridiplantae; Streptophyta; Magnoliopsida; Ericales; Theaceae. The record is from RefSeq and is a predicted model, not a curated record.
AUGCAGCUCAUUGUCUCCACUUCAAUAGAUGACUCAGUCGUAUAUGGAGUGGCAGCAAAAGCGGUUGAUAAUUAUGUGCAAAUUGGGAAAAGCACUGGAAUUGAAAGUUUGAAACACUUUUGCAAUGGAAUUAUCGAAAUCUUUGGACCUGAAUAUCUUAGAUCUCCAUCAACAACUAAUACUGCUAGAUUACUUGCUAUUGGGGAAGUUCGUGGGUUUCUAGGUAUGUUGGGAAGCUUAGAUUGCAUGCAUUGGGAGUGGAAAUAUUAUCUAAUGGCAUGGCAAGGUCAAUAUGUAGGCCAUCAAAAAAAGCCAACUAUAAUUCUUGAAGCAGUAGCUUCUUAUGACUUGUUGAAUUGUCAUGAAUUUUUUGGAAUGCCUGGAUCACACAAUGACUUGAAUGUCUUGAAUCGUUCGCCCUUAUUUUAUGAUCUUACCCAAGGGAAAGUUCUGCCAACUAAUUUCAUAGUUAACGGUCACACUUACAAUAUGGAUUAUUACCUUGCUGAUGGUAUAUACGCUCCAUGGGCAACACUGGUGCAGACAAUCUCUUCUCUCCAAAGAGCAAAGAAGCAACAUUUUUAUAUAAUCGGCACCAAAAACUGCAAACCACAAGCAGAAAGCAAAACAAGUAACUGCACACAGCCAAUUGACCGAGUUGACAUCAGGCAGGACGACCAGCCAGUCAACCGGUGGCUUCAAUCUCCACUUGAACUGUAG